UUGGAAGCGCGGGAAACAAUUCAACUGGCAAUACCGUCGUAUAAGCGUCCAAAUAAACAGAGCAACUUGUAUGACUACUUCAGUAAUCUUCUAAUUGUGCUUUUAAAACUCCUUUUAACGCCUUUUCGAAGUGAAGACAGAUGGAGAUAAACUUGGGAAAUUGUGAUGGGAAUUUAAUUGAAGUGUUUGGUUUCUUUUAGAUUCGACACGUUUUUUCCAAGGAAAUAAGUGCUUUACCACAGAAUAGAUACAGGGAUUAGUCACUUUAGUCGUUUUCGGUAUUAAAGGUACAAAACAAAUGUUUCCUCUUAAGAGUAGCGAACCUUAUGAUAAUCCCAUUAGUCUACAAUGAAAGCCUAUUAAUCACCUUCAGGCGCGGUUGCCUUUGAGCGUCACGUGGCUGCAACACGGAUGCCCAGAACCGGGGCUGCGCGAGCCGGAGGCACCCGGGACGCGACAAAUACUUAUAGAGAGUGUUGAUGGAGAGGACUUCGAAUGUCAGCCGGGACAGUGGUUAUCUGUGGUGGAAUUCUAGCUACAGUCAUCUUACUGACUAUCGUUGCAGUACUGUGCUACUGUAGGUUGCAGUAUUAUUGCUGUAAGAGGGAGGAGCCAGAGAUGGAGGAGGAGCAACCGGACCUCACCAUCAUGUCCUCUCUCCCCACACCAGUGCACACGGCUGAUGACCAGGACAUGAUGACCACGCCCCCCUCUGAGCCCAACGGGCCCGCCUUUGUCUACACUCCUUCCCUGACCCGCAAACCAAUGACACACUCCCAUAGGUUUUGCCCAUCCUGCACUCGCUACUCCUUGCCCUUCUACCUGCAGCACUCCUCUGAGAGACUGCAUAACGGUGGCGGCCGAUUCAGCUACAGGACUGUGCAGCAGCAGGAGCUGGACCUGCCAAUGGCCCUGGCCAGCUUCAACCACAAGCUCAACCUCAUCCGCUCUGUCACCAUGAGGGAGGUGGUCACUCACAGCCACGGUGUCAGCACUGAUGUGUAGCGCCCCAUGGUGGCUGGGAGGACUAAUGUUAGGGACCUGACAUUUUAUUGCACUCUUACUUUACUGUAGAUAUUUUCCACCUCACCAAACCGAUGGAUAUGUUCACUCACUCACAUGAUGUAGAGAGGUUUUUGGUGUCACAUGCAGAUAUAUGGACACCUACUCCUGAAUUCACAUGAACAGUUCUUUUGAAAUGGCUUAACAAUCAUAGGCAUAUAGGAUCUGUGAUUAUGAGGGAGACAUUUUUUCUCAAGAGAAGCUUAAGCAGACAGAUGAAUAACUUUGGUACUGUGUAUGUUGUGUGAUACCUGUACUAUACAUUCUCUUUGGGUUUAUGCAGGUGAUGACACAUAAGCUACUGUAAGCUGCUAAAAUAAGUCCAGAACCCUAAGUAAUAUUUUAGAUUAGACAGAAAAUGACCUGAUUCCCCAAUAUUCUGAAGUGUUUUGGUUAAAGUUCUGAGUGUCCUCAUAACAGCUUCUUAAUAGAGUGUGGAAACUGAACUAUUUUAAGAGCUAAUUUGGUGACAAUUUAAAGGGAAAAUAUGCUUAAAUAUGUAUUUGAAGGGAUUUUCAUGUCGUUCAUUGUCAAGUCAUAUACUUCAAGUUCCACAAUACAUUUGACAUACUUCAAUUGAGUUGGUUUCUCCAGCAAUGUGUGUAAUGUUCACUUGGCAAGUAUGGGUGGCACAGCCCUUUUUGUUUUGUGAAGAAACGUAACAUGUCUUGUUUGCUUUAACAGGGUUUUGUCUUCUUAGUGUAGAGUAUAUUUGUUUGUUAUUUCAGCAGUAAAUGUGAGAAGGAAAACGACACACAGAAACCAGCAGGUGGCAUCAGGUCCUAAUCCAUGCUUUUCCCAUCAUCGAUACUACUACUUUGGAUGAACCA
Oncorhynchus gorbuscha (pink salmon) is the source of this 1892-nucleotide messenger RNA. Its product is annotated as protein FAM163B-like. The record is from RefSeq and is a predicted model, not a curated record. Lineage: Eukaryota; Metazoa; Chordata; Actinopteri; Salmoniformes; Salmonidae. The transcript has 3 exons. Bases 496 to 1005 code for a protein of 169 amino acids.